AUAUAUCUUGCAACUCCUCGAAAUAAAGAAUUAUAUAGCUUCAUUUCCGUAGAGAGUAUACAAAACUCAAACUCCUUACUUGUGUCCUUACAAAAUCCUUUUGACACUACCCAAGAGAACUUACAUCUCUUUUUGAGUUUAGAACUUCAAUUGUACGUGAAUUUCGAACUUCAAUUGAUUGGAGUAUCUAAUUUCACAUAUAUCUCCUUAUCUACAUAUAACCGUGUCCUUCAUGGAUGAGUUUGCACAUCUUAAAAUUCAAUUGAAGGAGAUAAAAGUUGCCACAGGUAAUUUUGGUAACAAAGUUAUCGGAAUAGGGGGAUUCGGGAAGGUCUAUAAAGGCACAUUGUCUCACUCUAAGGGGCGAAGCAUGGUUGCUAUUAAGCGCCUAGAUCGUAGAUAUGGACAAGGAGACCUUCAGUUCUUGAGAGAGCUCUCGAUGCUUUCGCGUUAUACGCAUAGAAAUCUCAUCUCUCUCCUCGGAUUUUGUGAUGAGGAUGAUGAGAAGAUUAUUGUAUACGAGUACGCAUGUAACGGAAGCCUUGAUCGCCAUCUAAGUUCCCCUAGUCUAACGUGGAUGCAACGUAUCAAGAUAUGCAUCAAUAUUGCAAAUGGACUAAGUUACCUACAUGAUCACCAUGGAUCACAACGAGUUCUCCACCGAGAUAUAAAAAGUUCCAAUAUCUUACUGGAUGCCGAUUGGAAUGCAAAAAUUUCUGACAUGGGACUUUCAAAACUAGGACCAGCAAACCAGCAAUACACUUUUGUUUACACCAAUAUUGUAGGUACCCCUGGGUAUUGUGAUCCACAAUAUAUGCAUACAUACAAGUUGACGAAAGAAUCAGAUAUAUACUCCUUUGGAGUUGUCCUAUUUGAAGUCUUGUGUGGGAAAUUAUGUUUUAAUUUAAAUAAGGACAAGGACUUGGAGAUCUUAGUGCCGAGUUGGAAACGAAAAUACAAACAUAAUAAUUUACAAGACAUUGUCUUUCAAGAUCUGAGGCCAUCAAUGAACUCCAAUUCCUUGGAAACAUUUUCAAGCAUUGCAUUCAAAUGUCUGCAUGACUCUCGCGAACAACGACCAACUAUUUCUCAGGUUGUGGAAAAACUUGAGAGGGCACUUGAAUUUCAAGCGCCUCACGAUAAGAAAGACGAACGGUUAUCCAUGUCGGGAAAUUAUCCUUAUCACAAGUCUUGGUACAAGGAGCACUCUCAUCAAAAGUGUUAUGUUUGCCAGAAUUUUAUUCCAACAAAUGCUGGCGGCCUUAAUGUAUAUAGAGCACAUCCAUUCUGGGCCCAGAAAUAUUGCCCAUUUCAUGAGCAUGAUGGGACUCCUAGAUGCUGCAGCUGUGAACGAAUGCUGCCACGUGAAUCAAUUAGCUAUGCCUCUCUGAAUGAUGGUCGGAAACUUUGCUCAGAGUGUCUUGACUCAUCAGUGCUUGAUACAAAUGAGUGUCAACCAUUAUAUCUUGAUAUACAAGCAUUUUAUGAAAGCUUAAAUAUGAAGGUGGAAGAGAAAUUUCCUUUACUUUUGGUUGAGAGACAAACACUUAAUGAGGCCAUGGAUGGCCAUUAUCACAUGCCGGAGAGACGAGGACUAUGCCUCUCCGAGGGGCAAACUACUAGCACAGUUUUGAGACGGCUAAGAAUUGGGAUGGGAAACCAGGUUCGACACAUGAGAACAAAACCAUUCAAACUGACACGUCGCUGUGAGGUUAUAGCUAUUCUCAUUUUAUAUGGCCUUCCUAGGUUGUUGACAGGAUCAAUCUUGGCUCACGAAAUGAUGCACGCAUGGCUGCGACUUGAAGGUUAUGGGCCACUCAUCAGUCAAGAAGAAGAAGAAGGAAUAUGUCAAGUUUUAGCUCACAUGUGGUUAAGAGCCCAAAUAGCUGCUACAUCAUCAAGACAAGAAAAAAGAUCUCCAUUUGACAAGAAGCUUGCAGAGUUCUUUAAACAUCAGAUUGAAUCGGAUAUGUCACCUGUUUUCGGAAAUGGUUUUAGAGCUGGCAAUCAGGCGGUACUUAAAUAUGGUUUUAGAAGAACCUUGGACCACAUUCGGUUGACAGGGACUUUUCCUUCCUAAAAAUGCAAGUGAGACACAACUAAACAAGGUCGAUCCGUCUUCUAGCGCUGGUGAUGGCUUCCCAGCGGCGCUGGGUAGCUACUGUAUUGCACCAGCAGGCAGCAGCGCUGGUCAGGGUGACUAGUGGUGCUAGUUGCUCCUGCAGCUCUAGAUAUUCUUCGUUUGACUUUCGUUUCGUCUUCUUGUGUCUUGUAAAGUCCUUUGGCCUAUAAGUAGUUGAGUUGAUAGAUGUCAUUUACCCUCGUUCACAUCUUCUGUAAACCUGCGUCAAUACUGAAUCUCAUUAAGUACCAAAAGUUCACAUUUAUAAACUCAUUUAGACAUUAAAA
Erigeron canadensis is the source of this 2409-nucleotide messenger RNA. Its product is annotated as protein DA1-related 3-like. Gene Ontology annotation, biological process: protein phosphorylation. The coding region runs from base 233 to 2080 and encodes 615 amino acids. Gene Ontology annotation, molecular function: ubiquitin binding; ATP binding; protein kinase activity. The record is from RefSeq and is a predicted model, not a curated record. NCBI's taxonomy places the organism in Eukaryota, Viridiplantae, Streptophyta, Magnoliopsida, Asterales, Asteraceae. The transcript is spliced from 9 exons.